Messenger RNA from Plasmodium inui San Antonio 1, 1074 nucleotides. RefSeq lists its product as hypothetical. Lineage: Eukaryota; Apicomplexa; Aconoidasida; Haemosporida; Plasmodiidae. The record is from RefSeq and is a predicted model, not a curated record. Bases 1 to 1074 code for a protein of 357 amino acids. The transcript has 5 exons.
AUGGAUUUAAAAAGCGCGCAGUGUAUUUGGGAUGCCCUCAACGAUUUGCACAAAAGUGACAAGCAGGUGAGGAGGAGGGAGCAUAAACUAGCGUACGAUAAAUUUAUGGACAAACACAUGGGGAAGAUGAAGCAGUUGAGGGCGAUCAAACCCAAGUUCUGCUUCUGCAUCGUGACGGACGUGGAAAAAGUGUCAAUCAAGACAAAGGCAAGUGAGCACAAAGAGAAGAUCUGUGAUUACUAUGUGUAUGUAUAUCACAGCAGCAAAAUGAAAGCGCCCACGCUCCCGAAGAGUUUCCCUAGCAACAUGGAAGAAGUAAAUUACAAUAACAUCUCCAUUAGUACGUGUAAAAUAAAAGGAGAAAGCUCCAGAGACAUGUACGCAGAAGCUGUUAUUCACUCGGACGUUCACAAGCAUUUCCACAAUGUAUAUUUUAAAAAUAAAAUUAUCCAAAAAAUAUUAACAAUAUUAAAUGAGUCAGAACAAAUUCUUAGCAGUGAUGUACGAAUAAAUGGGAACUGCUUCAAAUAUAACGACUUGGGAUAUGUCCCGAAGACGAAACAUUUUUUAAAUCCGCAUUGUGUGGAUGGCACAUUAGAAAGAGAAGACUCCACAUCGGUGGACGAAAGUGACAUAAAAUUUUACAACAUGUUAAGUCAAAAACAGCUUAAGAGUAAUGAUACUAAGGAGGAAGAGAAAGAUGAAAUAAAAAUAUACGACGCGUCCAGUAACAUACUGAAUGAUAUACAGUCGGUCAGGACCACCAAACGGGGGAAAAAUGACGAUGGUGAACGGGGGCGCAUCCCGAGGCAGGUGAAGUCGUAUCACUACACAGUUAUUGAUAGGUCAGAGUUCGAAAUGGAAAAAUACCUCCAUAUCAUCGUCACCUUCAACAGAAUCUCAUACGAAGAGUUGGAGAUUUUGAAAAAAGGCAGCACCGUCGAGAUUUACGUGUCUAACAGACCGGAUGAUUGCAUGACUUUGACCUUCAAGCAAAACUUAAGCGAAAAUAUCAAAGCUUAUUUCAAUGAAAAGGGCCUGAAACUGACCAUCAGCGUGGAGCUUCUGUACUGA